AUGCUGCAGCUCAACGAGGAUAUCUUACGACAGAUUGUUCUCUAUAUUCCUUCCCAGGAGCUUGACAGGAUCAAUAGUGCGAAUUCCAUCUUCUUUGAAGCAUGGAUGAAGCAACGCUAUGCCAAGCUCAGCUUCAGGGAGAGAGAUAAGGUCAUGAAGAAGCUCUUGCUACACCUCUCUGACGCAAACGUCGCCGCCUUCGUCAAGGAGGUCGAUGUCCAGCCGUGGCUUGUCCAACCCCGCGACAAGUCCCCUCGAAGCCUCACCGAGAAUGUCCUCGUUCGCGUUAGCAAGUUUGUUGACCCCGACUACACCAGGAAGGCGGUCCACCAACGCCUGCAGAAGCGACUGCGGAAGGACAUCGAGCGCGUCUCCUCCGCCUUCAGAGCAAUGACGAACGUGAAGACGUACACCAUCGACUGGGACGAGGAGAGCGGGUACCACCCGGAGCUUUAUUUCGCAUUUUUGACUCCGGUCUUGGAGAUGUGGUCCGCCCAGCUCCUCACACUUUCCAUCAAGGUUCCCUUGUCCAUGCUUCCCUCGCUCGCACGGGUCCGUAUGGAUAAGCUCGAGGCGCUCACGUAUACCUUCUCCACCGGUAUUCUUUCCACGGACGACAUCGACCACGCGCACGACGGCAUCGUCGUAUUCAUCAACAACCUCAAGGAUACUCUCUCCUCCCUCACGCUCAUCACUACCCCCACCUCAGAGAACCUCGACCUCAGCCGCAUAUUUGGGCGCUUGGGCACCUUCCCACAGCUUUCCGCUAUUUCCGUCUCGAUUCCAUUUGAUGGGGGUCACCUGCCGGACCCCGCCCCGUUCGUCCGGUUUGUGAACAGGCACCGCCACACCAUCCGCGAGUUCAGCUUGUCCUCCAACGGGAUCACCAGACAUAAUGGCAGCCAUCGCGAUUGCACGGAGUGGGUGCAGACGAUCAUGAGCACCCUCGACAAGCCUUUUCCCGUCCUCCGCAGCUUUGGGGUCGCGUUGCGCCCUAUGCGGGCUCCGUUGGACAACAUCGUCGAGUUCUUGGACGUGCACAGCGCCACGCUCGACUCCGUCUCGCUCACGGAUCGCGUGUUAAGCCCCAAGGAGCUCGCGCAAUUGUUCAAGACGCACGAAGAGCGUCGUGUUCUUUCCACCAGUCUCACGAGACUGCAGUUCAAGGUCGACAGGCUUACGCCCGAUAUCUUCGGCGCGCUGCCCGACCUUUUCCCUAACCUGGAGAACCUCCAGAUCGAGUGCAGCGGAGUUGAAGGUAACGCUGCCACCAGGGGAUACAAGCCCCAGUUCUCUGCUCAUCUCGAGCAGUACGAGGACAGGCUCAAAGCCUGGUCACUCAAGAACCUCACGCUCGGCCUUCCGAAAUUCACCUGGAUGUCGCUUUUUGAACAAGACCUCGUGAAAUUCUUCCCCAACAUCACACUCAACCCCGUCAUGUAA
Messenger RNA from Cyclocybe aegerita, 1443 nucleotides. NCBI's taxonomy places the organism in Eukaryota, Fungi, Basidiomycota, Agaricomycetes, Agaricales, Hemipholiotaceae. The record is from the annotation of a GenBank genome assembly.